UUUUUACUUGUCUUUGUAGUACUAGUCCUUAUAGUAAAUGACGGAAAAAUUGGACCAACGCGAAAUAGUAGAACGCUUCCAGGCAAUGUGCAACCAGCAAACGCAAUUAAGUUCUAAACUAGCUGAACUUGAGGCUGAACGAGCUGAGCAUGAGUUAGUACUUGAGACUUUGGAAAAAACGCCAGAUUCUCGUAAAUGCUUUCGACUGAUAGGGGGUGUUUUAAUCGAGAGAACUGUUAAAGAAGUGUUUCCAGCUGUUAAACAAAAUGAGAGUAAUUUGUGCAAAAUUAUUGGAGAGUUACAAGAAGAACUAAAUAAAAUUAUCAUUGAUAUAUCCGAGUACAAGCAGAAGUAUAACAUAAUGACCCAAGAAGAAUAUUUAGCAAGGCCAAGGCAAGUUGUUUGAAGUUAUCGUUGCCCUUAAUAGUAUAUUCUUCGCUGAUAAUUUCAAC
Molecule: messenger RNA, 452 nt
Organism: Zophobas morio
Lineage: Eukaryota; Metazoa; Arthropoda; Insecta; Coleoptera; Tenebrionidae
Product: prefoldin subunit 2-like
Exons: 3
Coding region: 38-406 (122 amino acids)
Biological process (GO): protein folding
Cellular component (GO): cytoplasm; prefoldin complex
Molecular function (GO): protein folding chaperone
Source: RefSeq, a predicted model, not a curated record